AUGUAUCUGCAUCGAGCGGCAGCACAUGGCACCCACAAGAGAGAUCUGAAGCCAUGGAUAAUCGCCCUUCUUACAGUACUCGCCCUAAUGAUGGUGGCAGUGACCAUUGGACUUCUGACUCAUGUCUUAGUCUCUGAUAUUCAAGUCAUUAGCAAUUCAGAACAAAAGAGUUCAAAUAAUUUGAAGGACUUACAGGAGAUGAAUGAAAAUUUGGUAAAUGACAUAUUUAUAGAUUCAGCCUUGAAUAAGCACUACAUCAAAACCCACAGAGUCAGAAAAAUGUAUGUAUAUUUGGGCAAGGAUUGUGGCAAGCGAGCUAUCCCAUUAAUUGCCAACAGAAUAGUGUCUGGAAACCUUGCAGCUAAGGGUGCCUGGCCUUGGCAAGUUUCUCUUCAACGAAGCAACAUCCAUCAGUGUGGGGGCACUUUGAUUGGCAACAUGUGGGUGGUCACUGCAGCACACUGUUUCAGAACUAAUGCAAAGCCACGCCAAUGGACACUUAGUUUUGGAACAACAAUAAACCCUCCCUUAAUGAAAAGGGACGUCCGAAGAAUUAUUAUGCAUGAGAGAUACCGCCCCCCAGCCAGAGACCAUGACAUUGCCCUUGUGCAGUUUUCUCCGAGAGUCACCUUUUCAGACGACGUACGCCGCAUUUGUUUGCCAGAACCCUCUGCAUCCUUCCCGCCAAAUUCGACUGUCUACAUCACAGGAUUUGGAGCACUCUACUACAGUGGGGAAUCUCAAAAUGAGCUCCGAGAAGCCAGAGUACAGAUUAUAAGCAACAACAUCUGCAAGCAACCACAGGUGUAUGGCAAUGACAUAAAGCGUGGGAUGUUCUGUGCUGGGUAUCUGGAAGGAAUUUAUGACGCCUGCAGGGGUGAUUCUGGAGGACCCUUAGUUGUAAGAGACAAUAAAGACACCUGGUAUCUUCUUGGGAUUGUGAGCUGGGGAGAUAAUUGUGGUCAAAAGAACAAACCUGGAGUCUACACACAAGUGACUUAUUACCGGCGCUGGAUUGCUUCAAAAACGGGUCUUUAA
Molecule: messenger RNA, 1038 nt
Organism: Cricetulus griseus (Chinese hamster)
Lineage: Eukaryota; Metazoa; Chordata; Mammalia; Rodentia; Cricetidae
Source: RefSeq, a predicted model, not a curated record